AUGUCAAUGUUGGAGCACGCAACCGACUUCCGGAAACAGUUCGGAGAGCUCUUUGGUGAUGAUGUGCGUGAAAAGGCCGGAAAUGACACAGCGAUGCCUUACAUUACUCGGAUUUGUGGCGGUCAAAACUCCAGCGAAUCAUCGAAUGAUACAUCAAAUUCAUCAGGCAUAGACACGAACUGUACAGUGUAUUCAUCUGAUAUUCUGGAAACAUUGCUGAACGAAUCGCCCCCAUACAUGCCAACAACAGCGUUUUACUUCUUCACAUACUUCACUCCGAUUAUUUUUGCGAUUGGAGUGGUGGGAAAUAUUAUUUCUUUGAUAGUGUUCCUUUCCAAAAACAUGCGUAAGCUAUCAGCGAGCAUGUACCUUGCUGCGUUGUCAACAUCAGAUCUGCUGGCGUUGGUAUUUUACGUACUACCGGAGUGGUUAAAACAUGGCUUUAGCUUAGUCCCCGGACAUCAACAAGCUUUAUUUCUACAGCAGAAUGGAACCUGUCAAGGCUUGCUCUACUUGCAAUACAUUGCGCGGUUUCUGUGCUCGUGGUUUGUGGUGUUCUUUACAAUUGAACGUUUUAUCGGCGUGUGUUUUCCCCUACGCCGAAAAGACAUUUGCGACCCUAAAUCAGCAUCACGUGUUAUCCUUGGGGCAAUAGUAGUUGCUUCUUCUGGGUGUGUUUUUAAACCCAUACUCAGUGGAACAUUCAUUGCCAAAAAUGGAGAACCAGUGUGUACCAGUAAUCGGGACCAUCAAUACCUUUCAUUCAUACUUGACAGCAUAUUUGGGGUUACCAUAACUUUCAUUCCGUUUGUACUAAUAACCAUUCUGAAUUUACUGAUCAUACGUAAACUAGUGCUAAGAAAUAAGCGUCAUCGAAAAAUACGUAUCGUAACGGAGGAAUCAAUCAUCCGAUUGGAGUUUACAUUUAUCUUACUCGCCAUUUCCAUUUGCUUCGUUUCCUUGAAUUUGCCAUAUUUCGCGGUAUGGUGCAAGCGUUAUUGGAAAAUAAAACAAAUGUUAAAUGUUCAUGAAUAUUCACUAGAUAAAUUAAUUCACCAUAACAAUCAUAUUGGAUCUCUUGAUGAAAGUCUUUAUAUCACCAGGACUAUUUUCUACAUUAACUACUGUAUUAACUUCUUUUUAUACUCAGUCACAGGAGCAUAUUUCCGUAAAGAACUUAGACACCUGUUUUUGAAUCGGGGAAGAAAUUCAUAUUCAUAUAGAUACCCACGUCACUACUCUGCAUAUCUGACAAGAAGUUCUUCACAAAAUACAUCCAAGUCGAGUACUCUAUGA
Messenger RNA from Mya arenaria, 1296 nucleotides. Its product is annotated as thyrotropin-releasing hormone receptor-like. Gene Ontology annotation, cellular component: plasma membrane. The record is from RefSeq and is a predicted model, not a curated record. Gene Ontology annotation, biological process: G protein-coupled receptor signaling pathway. The transcript has 2 exons. Gene Ontology annotation, molecular function: G protein-coupled receptor activity. NCBI's taxonomy places the organism in Eukaryota, Metazoa, Mollusca, Bivalvia, Myida, Myidae. Bases 1 to 1296 code for a protein of 431 amino acids.